AUGUCUACUACUAUCAAGACCAUUUCCCCUUCCACAAACAAGGUGAUUUCUGAGCGUGCUGCCACCACCGUGCAGCAGGCUCAGGAUAUCACUAAGCGAUCCAAUGUCGCCUUCGAAUCUUUCUCAAAGCUUUCACUGCAACAGAGACGCGAUAUUGUUGUCAAGGCGCUCGCACUGGUCCAGGAGCGAAAGAUGGAUCUGGGCCGUGAAUUGUCCGAGCAGAUGGGCAGACCUAUUGCCUUUAGCCACAAGGAAAUAGAGACCAUGCAGAAGCGUGCAGAUUACCUGCUUGACAUCGUGCAAGAAGCUCUAGCGCCCAUACCUGGCCGUGAAGAGUCUGGCUUUAAGCGCUUCAUCAAGAAGAUUCCAGUGGGACCAACCUUGGUCGUAUUUGCUUGGAACUUCCCGUAUCUGAUCAUCGUCAACUCCCUCAUACCCGCACUUCUCGCUGGAAACAGUGUCAUUCUCAAGCCUUCGCCACAGACGCCCCUUGUCGGGGAGCGUCUGCUGGAAAUUUUUCACGAGGCUGGUUUACCAGAGGAUGUGCUGACCAUAGUUCAGUCUGGGGAUCCAAACCUAGUGAAGGAGCUCGUCUUGCUACCAGAGGUCGGGUUGGUCAGCUUCACUGGAUCUACUGCUGGCGGACUUGCCAUUCGUGAGACCGCAGCUUCCCGCUGCAUCCCCGUCAAUCUCGAACUGGGAGGCAAUGACCCUGCCUAUGUACGUCCUGACGCCGACGUGAAAUAUGUGGCAGCCCAGCUGGUCGAUGGUGCCGUGUUCAAUGCGGGACAGAGCUGCUGUGCUGUCGAGCGCAUCUAUGUCCACACCGACGUCCACGACGCAUUCAUCAAAGAGCUUCAAGAUGAGCUCAAGUCUUACGUACUUGGUGACCCAAUGGAUCCCAAGACAAUGGUCGGUCCCGUGGUGUCGCGUGCCGCCAAGCAAGCUAUUCAGGCGCAAAUUGAUGAUGCUUUGGCCAAGGGUGCCGUGGAUUCCACCCCAGAGAAUACCACCUUCAAGAGCGCAUCUCCUGACGGAAAUUAUGUUGCACCUUGUCUAUUGACUAAUUGCACUCAUGAAAUGAUGGUUAUGAAGGAGGAGACUUUCGGCCCCAUUAUCCCUGUAACUAGGGUGGCAAGUGACGAUGAGGCCGUGGAUCUAAUGAACGACUCCGACUAUGGGUUGACCGCCAGUAUCUGGACCAAGGACAUCUCUCGUGGUGAGGAGCUGCAGGAGCUUCUGGAGGCGGGUACAGUGUUUAUUAAUCGUUGCGAUUACCCCAACCCGGAUCUAGCUUGGACCGGAUGGAAGAAGUCUGGACUAGGUUGUACCCUAGGACCACGUGGCUUUGACGCUUUUGUCAAGUUGAAGAGUUACCACGUCAAGAUGGACCAGGCAUGA
Messenger RNA from Pestalotiopsis fici W106-1, 1401 nucleotides. RefSeq lists its product as uncharacterized. Lineage: Eukaryota; Fungi; Ascomycota; Sordariomycetes; Amphisphaeriales; Sporocadaceae. The record is from RefSeq and is a predicted model, not a curated record. The coding region runs from base 1 to 1401 and encodes 466 amino acids. The transcript is spliced from 3 exons. Gene Ontology annotation, molecular function: aldehyde dehydrogenase (NAD+) activity.